Messenger RNA from Gracilinanus agilis (Agile Gracile Mouse Opossum), 689 nucleotides. Its product is annotated as ras-related protein Rab-27B. Lineage: Eukaryota; Metazoa; Chordata; Mammalia; Didelphimorphia; Didelphidae. Gene Ontology annotation, cellular component: melanosome; secretory granule. The annotation marks the transcript as partial. The transcript is spliced from 2 exons. The record is from RefSeq and is a predicted model, not a curated record. Gene Ontology annotation, molecular function: GTPase activity; GTP binding. Gene Ontology annotation, biological process: positive regulation of exocytosis; melanosome transport.
GCCAACUACAAGCUAAUGCAUAUUGUGAAAAUCCAGAUAUAGUAUUAAUUGGUAACAAAGCAGAUCUAUCUGACCAGAGGGAGGUCAAUGAGCGGCAAGCCCGAGAUCUUGCGGACAAAUAUGGCAUACCCUAUUUUGAAACAAGUGCAGCAACAGGGCAGAAUGUGGAGAAAGCUGUGGACACACUCCUGGACUUAAUAAUGAAGCGUAUGGAACAGUGCGUAGAGAAGUCACAAGUCCCUGAUGCUGCCAAUGGAGGAAAUUCGAACAAGCUGGAUGGGGAGAAACCAGCUGAAAAAAAGUGUGCUUGCUAGACUUUACCUUUUUAAACUGAAAUCAAGAACCUCAGCCAAAUAGUUGAUCAGAAAAUGGUUGACAAGCCACAUAAUUGAUGAGUGGGCCUUGCACAGAUACAUUUUCUUUUCUUUUCUUCCAGAGAAUGAAUUUUUAAACAGCAUCGUGAUCAUCAGUGUUCAGUGGGACUGGACUAUAAGCUAUAAAGCCUGACAGUUCUGGGUCUGAGAUUUCCCAACACAAUCUUUCCAUCAGGGGCAUUCAAUUGAUUUUUUGGUCAUUGUUUUGUUGUUGUUGUUGUUGUUUUCAAUAUUAAAAAAGCAUUGAAAUUCUCCAAUAAGUAAACAGCUUAAAAUCAGAAAGAAAAGAGAUCAUUUGUUUAGUGUGUGCAGAGA